AUGGCCCAAACAUUCGUCAUGCGAGGAGUGGAAGGCAAGGUGAAGAAGACGCCGGCCGAGAUCCCAGAGCUCAAGGCCAACGAAGUGCUCGUCAAGAUCUCCCACAGCGGCCUCUGUGGGACCGACUUGUUCUACAUCGAACCCGGCUGUGCUCUGGGCCAUGAAGGGGUCGGGACCGUCGAGAAAGUCGGCAGUGCCGUGACCGCCCACAAGAUUGGUGACCGAGUCGGAGGAGGAUAUCUGAGAAGCAGCUGUGGCCAAUGCAAAUACUGUCUCACGGGCAAGGACAUCAUGUGCUACCAGCGCGACAUCUACGGGGCAGCGGGCUUCAGCAACGGCACCUUCGCGACGUACUACAUCGCGACCGAGGGCUACGUGUACGCGAUUCCCGAAUCGAUGCCCUCGGAAAUCGCCGCGCCGCUGCAGUGCGCCGGGGCCACCGUCUACUCGGCCCUGAAGACCUACUACCAGCCGGGCAUGCGCGUCGGGGUGCUGGGCAUCGGCGGGCUCGGCCACCUGGCGAUCCAGUUCGCGGCCAAGAUGGGCGCCCCGACCACGGUCUUCAGCACCAGCCCGUCCAAGGAGAAGGAGGCGCGCGACUUCGGGGCGUCGAGCUUCGUCGUGCUCGGCCAGGAGCACACGUUGGACGCGCCGGUCGAUUUGCUGCUGAUCACCUCCCACAAGGCGCCGGACUGGUCGACGUUCAUGAGCGAAAAGGUCGUGGCUAGAGGAGCUUCGAUCGUGGUCCUGGGCGCCAUCGGCAUGAGCCUCGAGUUCCCAUUCCUUCCAUACUUCUUCAACUGCUACAACCUGGUGACAAACCUGGUGGCGUCGCGGGCGACGCACGCCGAGAUGCUCGCGUUCGCGGCCCAGCACGGCGUCAAGCCGCUGGUCGAGGAGUUCGCGAUGGACGAGGCGGGCAUGGCCGAGGCCGUGACCAAGCUGCAGCAGGGCAAGAUCCGGUACCGGGCCGUCUUGAAGGCGUGA
Molecule: messenger RNA, 987 nt
Organism: Fonsecaea erecta
Lineage: Eukaryota; Fungi; Ascomycota; Eurotiomycetes; Chaetothyriales; Herpotrichiellaceae
Exons: 4
Coding region: 1-987 (328 amino acids)
Biological process (GO): alcohol metabolic process
Molecular function (GO): alcohol dehydrogenase (NADP+) activity; zinc ion binding
Source: RefSeq, a predicted model, not a curated record